Molecule: messenger RNA, 891 nt
Organism: Pistacia vera
Lineage: Eukaryota; Viridiplantae; Streptophyta; Magnoliopsida; Sapindales; Anacardiaceae
Product: loganic acid O-methyltransferase-like
Exons: 3
Coding region: 1-891 (296 amino acids)
Biological process (GO): methylation
Molecular function (GO): S-adenosylmethionine-dependent methyltransferase activity
Source: RefSeq, a predicted model, not a curated record
AUGUCUGCUGCAGAAUCCUAUGCCAUGGUUGGUGGAGAUGGAGCUCACAGCUAUUCUAAGAAUUCUACCUACCAGAGGCUAGUGGUGGAUGCGGCAAAGGAAAUGAUCAAUGAGGCCAUAGAUAAUAAUCUUGACAUAAAAAACUUGGGGAUAUUUGAUUCUUCCAAACCAUUUAAAAUGGCAGAUUUGGGAUGCUCCACUGGACCUAACACCUUCAUUGCCGUGCAAAACGUUAUAGAAGCCGUGGAGAAAAAAUGCCUUAUCGAACACCAAAACCCUUCAGCCCUAGAAUUCCAAGUCUUCUUUAAUGAUCAAUAUGAGAAUGACUUCAACACUCUCUUUAAAACCCUUCCUCCCUCACGAAAAUACUUCGCCGCUGGAGUUCCAGGUCCUUUUCAAAGCUGCUUGUUUCCCAAGUCCACUCUACAUUCAGUACACUCCUCCUAUGCAUUGCAUUGGCUCUCCAAACUUCCAGAAAAAAUUGUGGAUAGAAAUUCUCCUGCAUGGAAUAAAGGUAGUAUAUAUUGCACAGGACUGCUGAAAGAAGUAACUGAGGCCUAUUCAGCUCAGUAUAACCAGGAUAUGGAGUCCUUUUUGAAUGCUAGAGCUCAAGAACUUGUGGCUGGAGGAUUAAUGGUGAUUGCAUUAUCUGGUUUACCAAAUGACAUCCCUAUGUCCAAGACUACUGAGGGCAUAAAAUAUUCUGCCGAAAGUUUAAUCUCACAUACUAGAGCCGUCUUUGGGGGAUUCAUCAAGGAGCAUUUCGGAAAUGAUUGUGUAGAGCAGAUAUUCAACCAUUUCACCACAAAGGUCGAAGAGAAUUUCUCAAGUGAUUUGAAAAGCACUGACAAGGUUAGCUUAUUCAUGGUUCUCAAGCGCAUCAGCAACUGA